AUGGAGCAACUGAAUCAGUAUCAGUUCUACCAGGAACUCCACACUCACCAGUACCAGCUGUGCAACACCAUCUCCGUGGGCAACCCGGAAAUGAAAAUAGCGAUGUACCUCGAUGACUGGCUAGUGCCAGUCUCCAGAUCAGAAUGCUCGCCCUCCAGACCAACCCUGACACAGCCUCCUGGUACAAACAUAAUGAUAGAUGACCACAAGCUCUCCUCAUCCACCCUGAUGAGUUCUCUCAGUAUGUCAACAGAGAGCUCCUUCCAGCUCUCCUCUUCACUGGAGAACUGGGGAAUGUCCAACUAA
Molecule: messenger RNA, 306 nt
Organism: Heterobasidion irregulare TC 32-1
Lineage: Eukaryota; Fungi; Basidiomycota; Agaricomycetes; Russulales; Bondarzewiaceae
Exons: 3
Coding region: 1-306 (101 amino acids)
Source: RefSeq, a predicted model, not a curated record